Pseudonaja textilis is the source of this 2649-nucleotide messenger RNA. It is a transcript of the gene UHRF1, whose product is annotated as ubiquitin like with PHD and ring finger domains 1. The record is from RefSeq and is a predicted model, not a curated record. Gene Ontology annotation, molecular function: protein binding; ubiquitin protein ligase activity. Gene Ontology annotation, biological process: negative regulation of gene expression via chromosomal CpG island methylation; protein ubiquitination. Lineage: Eukaryota; Metazoa; Chordata; Lepidosauria; Squamata; Elapidae.
CUCUUUUCCCGUGCAAAAUUUAAAAUUAAAGAAGUUGGAAGUCUGCAUUGAUUAAGAUUGGAACGGACCGAUUGCAAGUUUUGAUCUUUUAUUUUUUUGCAUACUCACACACACACACACACACACACAAAAAGGCGCCAACCUUUGAAUCUGGCCAGAAGAGGAUCCUGGGGGAAAGAGGUGUAAAGAAAGAUCCGUUUGGCACAACACAACUGCCACAAUGUGGAUCCAAGUACGCACCAUGGACGGGAAAGAGACACAUCGGGUGGACUCUCUUUCCAAGCUAACAAAAGUGGAAGAGCUCCGGCAGAGGAUCCAUGAAGUUUUCAGGGUGGUACCUGACCGACAAAGGCUUUUCUAUCGAGGCAAACAGAUGGAAGAUGGCCACUCCCUCUUUGAUUACAGCGUGAAUUUGAACGACAUCGUCCAGCUGUUAGUGAGACAAAGCCCCACUCUCCUUCCCCUGGUGAACAAGGAGAAAGACUCUGAACUUUCGGACACGGACUCUGGCUGCUGUUCAGGCCAAAGCGAAUCGGACAAAAGCUCCAAUAAUGGGGAAGGGGCUGUGGAGAUGGAGGCACAGUGCAGUAGUGCCGUUGGGACUGACUUGGUGGACCCCGGCUUUGGAUUCUAUAAGAUUAACGAGUUGGUAGACGCUCGUGACACGAGCAUGGGAGCCUGGUUCGAGGCGCAGGUUGUGAAGGUGACUCGGAAAGGGAACUCGGCGAACAAGGCCAGCGAAAGUGACGAAGAGUCCAAUUUGGAAGAAGCCAUUCCUGAUGAGGACAUUACGUAUCACGUGAAAUAUGAAGACUAUCCGGAGAACGGUGUCAUCCAGUUGAGUUCCAGAAAUGUCCGUGCUCGCGCCAGGACGGUUUUAAAAUGGGAAGAGAUAGAAAUUGGAGAUGUUGUCAUGUUGAAUUACAAUCCCGACGAUCCAAAAGAGAGGGGCUUCUGGUACGACGCGGAGAUCCUCCAGAAGCGGGAAACGAGGACUUACAAAGAAUUAUACGCCAAGAUUGUUCUUGGCGAUGGUGGAGAUAUCUUGAGCGAUUGCCGAAUUGCUCUGGUGGACGAGAUUUACAAGAUCGAAGAACCCGGCUGUAGUGUUCCUCUGACUGCAGAAAGUCCCCUGAAAAGACAAAGUGGACCCGUGUGCAAGCAUUGUAAAGACAACCCAAGCAAAACCUGCCGGAUGUGCGCCUGCCACAUAUGCGGUGGGAAGCAAGACCCUGAAAAACAGCUCAUGUGUGAUGAGUGUGACAUGGCUUUCCACAUUUAUUGUCUUAACCCCCCUCUUAGUAGGAUACCUGACGAUGAGGACUGGUAUUGUCCCGAAUGCCGAAAUGAUGUGAAUGAGGUGGUUUUGGCUGGUGAGAAGCUGAAAGAAAGCAAAAAGAAAUCUAAGAUGGCAUCUGCUAACUCGUCUUCUCAGCGGGAUUGGGGCAAGGGCAUGGCAUGCGUGGGACGCACAAGGGAAUGCACUAUUGUGCCAUCAAACCAUUAUGGGCCCAUCCCUGGUGUUCCAGUGGGAACCAUGUGGAAAUUCAGAGUCCAGGUGAGCGAGUCAGGUGUCCACAGGCCCCACGUUGCAGGGAUUCAUGGCCGGAGCACCGAUGGAGCCUAUUCUUUGGUCCUGGCGGGCGGAUACGAGGACGAUGUAGAUCAUGGGAAUUCUUUCACUUACACGGGGAGCGGAGGCCGGGACCUUUCAGGGAAUAAGAGGACAGCCGAACAGUCUUGCGAUCAAAAACUCACAAAAAUGAACAGAGCUCUGGCCCUGAACUGCAGCGCGCCGAUUAACGACAAGGAGGGUGCAGAAGCCAAGGACUGGCGAGCCGGGAAACCAGUUAGGGUGGUGCGGAAUGUGAAGGGAGGUCGAUACAGCAAAUACGCCCCCACAGAUGGGAAUCGUUACGAUGGGAUCUAUAAGGUAGUUAAAUAUUGGCCUGAAACGGGGAAAUCUGGCUUCUUGGUUUGGCGUUACAUGCUCAGGAGAGACGAUGAAGAGCCAGCCCCUUGGACCAGAGAAGGCAAAGAGAGGAUGAAGAAACUUGGCCUGACCAUGCAGUAUCCUGAAGGGUACCUGGAAGCCGUUGCAAACAAAGAUAAAGAAAACAGCAAGAAAAUAGAAGAAGAAAGCCCAGUUCAAGGGAAGAGGAAAAGGAAAUCUGGAAACGAUUCGGACCUUUAUGCCUCUCCUGCCACUACCCCAAAGAAAACUAAAGUCGAAGUCUACAAACUCACUCCCCAGCAGAAGGCUCUUAUCAAAGACGAUGAAGCCAACACCAAGUUGUGGAAUGAAGCAUUAGAAGCCCUUAAGGAAGGACCGAAAUUCCUGAACAAAGUGGAGGAAACCUUUCUGUGCAUUUGCUGCCAAGAGGUGGUUUUCCAACCAAUCACCACGGUGUGCCAGCACAACGUAUGUAAGGAUUGCCUGGAUCGAUCUUUCCGAGCCAAAGUCUACAGCUGCCCAGCCUGCCGCUACGAUCUCGGCAAAAACUAUACGAUGGAAGUGAACCAACCUCUGCAGGAUCUUCUCAUUCAGCUCUUCCCAGGUUACGGCAACGGACGGUGAUUCUGUAAAGCACUUCUCAUUCCGUUUUUUUUUUCUUUUUUUUUUUUUGAGGUUCGUUCUGUUCUUUUGUC